Budorcas taxicolor (takin) is the source of this 1642-nucleotide messenger RNA. RefSeq names its product CD48 antigen-like. The record is from RefSeq and is a predicted model, not a curated record. Bases 16 to 1086 code for a protein of 356 amino acids. The transcript is spliced from 6 exons. NCBI's taxonomy places the organism in Eukaryota, Metazoa, Chordata, Mammalia, Artiodactyla, Bovidae.
GGCAGGCAGCCUGUGAUGGGGCCCUGCUCAGAAGACCCCCACCUCUGCGGGGCCUCCAGGCUCCUGGGAUUCACCAGCCUCCUCCUCAGUGUCUGCUGCACUGGGGUCAAGAGUUCUGUAGCACCUGAUCCUGGAGUUCAGGAUUCUGGAGUCCAUGUUCCCCUGCAGGGGAUCCGAGGAGGUUCUGUGUUGUUUCACGUGACCAAGAAGCAAGAAGCUGACCCAGAGGAGGUCUCGUGGGGCUUUGGCCCUGAGUCAAACUACAGAGUCUUCAUGCGAGUCCACCGUGGAAAAGACACCCCAACCUGGGUCAGCCUCCAGGACAAGUACCAGCAGAGGGUCCAUGUGCCCAAUGUGACGUCCCUGAGGAUUGAGAACCUGAUCCCAGAGGACAGUGGGCAGUACCGGGCUCGAGCCAGCUUCACUGGAGGAAUAGAAUUUAACCAGGUUUUCCUCCUCACUGUCUAUGAUCCUGCACCCCUUCCUCAUAUCCUUGUCAAGUCAGCAUCCUUCACAGCAGGCUGGUGCAAUGCCACUCUGGAGUGCACAGCCCCAGGGCAUACAGAGGACCUGAAGGUGACCUGGGAGAUCAAGGGCCUUCCCAAGGAGCUGGAGCAGAGAGUGACAUCAGAACUACCCUCCAACUCCUGGAACCUGACUCUGAACCUGCCCCUGAGCCAGCCCAAUGGCAGCUUGACCUGUGUGGUCAGCAACCAGGUGGGCCAGAAAACUGCCACCUUAGACCUUGGAGAAGUCUGUGUCUCUGGUUCACCUGGAAACAACGGUGCUAAGACCCUGCCAGGCAUCAUAGGGGCUGUCGUGACUAUGCUGUUGAUCGUCUUAACUGGACUGUUCCUUUGGAAGACCUAUGCAAAGAAGAGGAAGAUGAAGACUGGAAGAGGUGUAGAAUUUCAGGACGAUCAGAGGGACAAUGAUGGUGGCAUCCAGUAUGCGGAGCUGAGCCAGCAGGGAUCUGGAGAGGUCACACACAAGGGUGUUGGUAAACAACAUUUGGAAGAAAAGGAGUCUGGUACUCUCUACAGUGAGGUCUACAAGCCAGAAAGGGAAGCCAUGAAGAUAAUUUAAUCAGAGAAAGCAGAAGAAUCAAAACUACUAGGACACCUCCACUCGGAGCUUGAUUCCUGCAGACACCUGCAUCUCCCAGCUCUGGUCCAGCUCCAGCUGCCCCGUGACCCUCCAGCCCUCAAGUCCCUGUGUGCAUGUGGCCUUCUCACAACCUGUGUCGACUUCCCCAGCUGCCUUCCCACUCAAGAUCCUCACCCUGUGGGACGAGAGCUCUUUUUCCAUCAUUGACCCAGCAUCAGCCCCUCUUCUCCUGAAACUUCCCAAAGAGGACCUUUCUGCACAUGAUAAUCCCCACAGCCUCUGCUGUGUGACUGGUGUGUAUCUUUCUGAGCACUCAAGCCCAGGCAUGGAGACAGUGUAAAGGUGUUGACCAGACUACAGAGGACAAGGUUAGGCUUUGGUGCUGGGUGCUGAGUUGGGCGUCUGUGGAGACAGCAUGGGUAGUGGGAGCUUCUAAAGGACUGGCCUGAGAUUUCCUUUGCCCCGUAUGUAGGGCAAAAGUUGUAUGUCGGGCAGUGUGUUUGUGUGUGUAUGUCUAUUUGCCGGCAUGUGUGCU